AUGAUGUUCGCCGUAGUUAUAUUCCUGCUGCUACAUUCCUCUUCUUUGACCCGAGAAACGUCUUCCGAAGAGAGCAGCACCCCCCGUUCGAUGGCCGACGACUCUCUCUCGACGACGCCGGCCUUCACUCUCAGUCCGCUUCUGCCAAACGUCGUCAGUUCUUUCGGAUCUGCAGGACAGCUCGGCGUUUUCGGAGCGCCUCCGAAUCUUCUAGCACCGGCUCCAUUCAGUCCGUUCACCAUGGGCGGCUCUCUGAAACCUUUGGUUCCCGUGACAGAAGCUCCUUUUGCUAGGUAUGUAUACUAAGAGCUCAUUUUUGAUGACACCUGUAAACUUUUCGAAAAUUUAUCGACCUUUUGCUUGUUACAGAACUUUAAAACCUUUGAAAUUACAUCGAGUCGUAUUUAUCCAAUUAAACUUUCAAAUCAAUAACACGGGGGCUUCAUCUUUGCAAUGGAAUAGAACGAUGCCUCCAGCCUACACAUUUCCGACGUUUCCUACAAUCUCAUUUCCAACGCUGCCGCCUCCGGUCAACGCGACAAUGAAGCCAAUAAAUAUCACCAUCGAUCCUGAAGCUCUCAUGGACGUUGUGAGUUCUACAGUUGAUGAAAAUAGUUUUGUCAAAAAAAUCGGAGAACAUUUUCAGCCAGAAAUAAUCUCUCAUUGGGGCUAUCCAGUUGAAACACAUAAAGUGGCUACUUCGGAUGGAUAUAUUCUCACGGUUCACAGAAUCCCGCACGGCAAAAGUUUGCGCCCCACUUUUUACGGGUUGAACUUGACUUUUGUUUUCAGAGAACAGAGGUACCAAGAGAGAACAGCGACCAGUGAUCUUCCUUCAGCACGGCCUGCUCUGCACCAGCUCUAUUUGGCUGCUCAACCUGCCUCACCAGUCUGCAGGUCUGGUUAUUCUCGAUUCACAAUAUUUUUUGAUACAUUUCUCAACGGUUUCAGGGUUUAUCUUCGCCGACGAAGGUUACGACGUGUGGCUUGGCAACAUGCGAGGAAACACCUACUCCAAGCAGCACAGUCGACUCCGAGCAAACGACCCGGCUUUUUGGAAGUUUAGGUAUGACAACUCAUAAAGCAAGAAAACGCUUUCAGAAAAUAACUAUCACACAUUUGAAACUAACUUACUUUCCAACUUCAUUUCAACCAUCAAAUCUUUUUUUUUUGAACCAAGUGAAUUCUUUAGGGUUAACAUUGUUCUUUCAAUAAACUUACUUCAUUCGAUAUCCUCUAUUGACAAACCUGAAUACAUAUUUAGCUCUAAAAUACAAAAAGAUGAAUUUUUUUGAUUUGUAAUUGUUUGCAUAGUUCGGUAAUAUCUCUGAGAAAUAUAUGAACCAAACGAUUAUCUUCUCGAAAAAGGAUGAACUUCUAUUGAAACUUUUUUUAAACUCGAUAUAAAAAGUCUUUCUCAUUUUCCUGAUGAGAACAGGCCUUUUGAUUUUGGACGAAAACGUUAAUUACAUGAUUAGAAUUUUAAAUAACGAAGUGCUCGCUUUUAGUUGGGAAGACAUGGCUCGAAGUGAUUUACCAGCAAUGGUAAACUAUGUUCUGCGAGUUACCAAGCAGCCACAUUUGUAUUAUGUGGGUCACAGUCAAGGUAAAUACUCUGGCAUAUUCGAAAAUUAUUAGCCGAUUCAAGGAGCUCUCACGAUGUUUUCGAAGAUGAGUGAGGAUCAGGAAUUCAGCAACAAAGUGAGCUCGAAUCAGUUUUCAUAAUUUUUCGAACAUUUUCCAGAUAAGGAAGUUUUUUGCUAUGGCACCCGUCACACGAAUGUCCAACGUGAAAGGUCUUUUCUACGAUUUGGGCCAAAUUUACGAACAGUACAACGUCUGCCCAAAUCUUCGUCUUGUUGAGGAUAAAAAACGUUCAGAUGGUCUAUCAAAUCUUCGGAGAUGGAGAAUUUCUCUCAAAUAACAUCUUCACAAAGCUUUUCACGGAUAUCCUUUGUGACCAAGCAGUCAACAAUCCUCUCUGUGAAAACUUCAUCUUCGCCGUCAGCGGACCCAACAGCAAUCAGUUCAACGCGGUUUGUCGUUCAGUUCUAAAAAGAAACGGGCGGCUCAGUCGCGCAUCGGAAUUUACUUGGCUCACAACCCUGCCGGCACGUCUUCCAGGAACAUGCUGCACUUCGCUCAGAUGGUCAAAACACAGCGAAUGGCUCGCUUUAAUUUCGGCAAGCAGUUCAACCUCCGCUACUACCACACUGUGAGUUCUAAGGAAGAGAUGGUAGAGAAAUUCCAAGUGUUAACUCAAGGGCUCAUCUCAACUACUCUGAAAAAAUUAUCCUAGACCGACUUUAUUAAAAUUUCAAAAAACGAGUUCCAAUGACGAUAAGAAUAUCUGGAGAGACCCUAGAUUUUCGACAUUAUCUCAGAUUUUUUUAUUAUCCGUUGUAACGUCGUAUGCAAUAAAUAAUAUAUUAUUAUUAUUAUAUUAUUAUUAUCUCUGAGGUGUCCAAUGGAGAUCUUUCAGAAUAUUUUGAUCACCAUUUUCGAAGCUCUCGAAUUUUCUAUUAAAAAGCCGUGCAUUGUAUUUUGAAUAUCGACUAACAAAGCCUGUAGAUAAUACUUCUUUCAAAACAAUUUUUGUAUAGUCCGUAUUUCGCUACUUGAAAGGGAGGGAUUUCUCUGCGCCCUCCUUAUCUCUCGUCGUCUCUCUCAUGUUUACGUGCUAUUUCAAUGUUUUCCUGACCUCGCCGGUGAGGGAACAGAGAGACGCAGGCACACGACGGACCGACUAUAAUUGUAGAUCUAUCACAAAAAAAAAAUCCUUUUCAAAACUAAUAACAAAAUAUUUUAUCUAUCGAACUCGUUCCUAAGUACCAUGUCAAAAAAUUUCCAGUCACUUCUAAAUAAUGAGAUUGGCAGGAAGAGCCCCCUGAAUACGACCUUUCGCGGAUCAACUCCUCUGUUUAUCUCUUUUACUCGGACUCGGACUGGCUGGCCAACUCGCUUGACGUUGAAGGUUACCUGAUGCAGAAACUCCCGAAGAACACCCUCCGAAAGGCGAAGUUUGCUAUUUGCAAUUUAUCCAGAAAAAUUCUUUCGUAGAAAGCUGAAAGACUUCAACCACAACGAUUUCCUGUGGGGAAUGCGAGCACGUAGCGAAAUCUAUGAGAAAAUUCUUGAUGAGAUAUUCAUCGACGUCCGGAGGCUCAACGUACAAGAAGGACUCACAAAAUUUUUACGCAGUCAGUUCUUUUUUCAUUGUAGAUUAGUGAGAAAUUGGACAAAAACACAUCCACUUUGGAAUACUCGGAAUUGUUUUCGGUUUAUAUGUUAAAAAAAGAAGUUCUAGGCAGACCAUCCUCGCUUCCAUCCAACUUCAGCGAUGAGAUCCGCAGGAAAUUCAUUACAGCAAAGGACGUCGCAGACUUCAACGUUACAGAACCGUUCAAUUUGAAACUGGACUAG
Caenorhabditis auriculariae is the source of this 3423-nucleotide messenger RNA. Lineage: Eukaryota; Metazoa; Nematoda; Chromadorea; Rhabditida; Rhabditidae. The record is from the annotation of a GenBank genome assembly.